Molecule: messenger RNA, 1774 nt
Organism: Aspergillus ibericus CBS 121593
Lineage: Eukaryota; Fungi; Ascomycota; Eurotiomycetes; Eurotiales; Aspergillaceae
Product: putative flavin containing polyamine oxidase
Exons: 5
Coding region: 123-1724 (533 amino acids)
Molecular function (GO): oxidoreductase activity
Source: RefSeq, a predicted model, not a curated record
UUUAAACCCGUCUUCACCUGGGGAUUUCCAUCCAUCCUGUGAAUCUACGAGUGCAUAGCAAGCAGUCCAUCUAAUGCAGAGAAUAUAUACUGUCCACAUUCGCUCCUUGUAGACUGAGCACCAUGCAUACGCGUCCUCCCACUAUCUCCAUAUACGCCCUUCUAGCGACCACCUUUCUUUGUUCAUGCUCCGCUUAUGUUGCACAGACACCACUUAGCGAUGACAGAUGCACCGAAACCACAGUGGCCAUCUUGGGUGGUGGCAUGGCCGGUGUGGCCGCGGCGCAAGCCUUGUCCAACGCAUCCAUCGAUGAUUUCAUCAUUCUCGAGUACCGCGAUACCUUAGGAGGUCGGGUCUGGCACACCGACUUCGGCAAGGAUCCAAACGGCAAGCCGUAUGUGAUCGAGCUGGGGGCCAACUGGCUUCAAGGGCUCGGCUCGGAAGCGACCGAGAACCCCGUCUGGGCGCUGGCCCAAAAGUACGACCUGCAAAAUACUUACUCCAACUACACCUCCAUCCGAACCUACAACGAGACCGGCCCGACCGACUUCCGUCCCCUGCUCGAUGUCUACGCCGACGCAUACCAGAUCGCCGCCCGCGAUGCCGGCCGAAUCCUGAUGCAGAACCUCCAAGACCAAACCGCUCGCACCGGACUCGCCCUUGCCGGCUGGCGACCGCGCAAGAAUGACAUGGCCGCACAAGCGGUGGAAUGGUGGAGCUGGGACUGGGAAGCCGCCUCUACGCCCGAGACCAGCUCCCUCGUGUUUGGAAUCGCCGGGGAGAACCUCACCUUCAACCAGUUCGGCCAAGCCAACCACCUAGUCCUCGAUCCCCGGGGCUACAGCACCAUCAUCGAGAACGAAGCCGCCACCUUCCUCACGGAUCCUGUCCGCGAUGCUCGCCUCCGACUCAACACCCCAGUCACCCGUAUCGAGCACUUCGCCAACGGCGUCACCGUGCACACCAAAGACGGCACCUGCGUCCGAGCCGCCUAUGCCAUCUGCACCUUUUCCCUGGGCGUCCUCCAGAACAAGGCCGUGACCUUCCAUCCGGAGCUUCCUCGCUGGAAACGGACCGCGAUCGAGAAAUUCAACAUGGGCACCUACAUCAAGAUCUUCAUGCAGUUCGAGGAGACCUUCUGGCCGGACGACACCCAAUUUUUCCUGUAUGCCUCGCCCACCACCCGCGGAUACUACCCGGUAUUCCAAUCCCUCUCGACGGAGAACUUCCUCCCCGGGUCCAACAUCCUCUUCGCGACUGUAGUCGACGAACAAGCGUAUCGCGUCGAGCGACAAUCCCUCCACGAAACCAAAGACCAAAUCCUCGAAGUCCUCCGCGAAAUGUUCCCCAACAAACAGAUCCCCGAGCCCACAGCCUUCACCUAUCCCCGCUGGACCACCGAACCCUGGGCCUAUGGCAGCUAUUCCAACUGGCCAGCGGGAACGACCCUCGAGAUGCAUCAAAAUCUGCGCGCCAACACGGGUCGAUUAUGGUUCGCAGGGGAGGCGACGAGCGCGCCGUAUUUCGGGUUCCUGCACGGCGCGUGGUUCGAGGGACGCGAGGCGGGCGAGAAUGUCGCGGCGCUGUUGCAGGAUCGGUGUGCGACGGUCCAGGGGGUGGAAACGUGCGGGGAUCGCAUGUUUUAUGAUCCGUUAAAUGGGACCACGCCGUUGGAUGCGUAUAGUGGGUUGAAUGGGUGGCCGGUGAGUAGUACGCAGGUGUAGUUGCUGCCCGCGGGGGACGCCGCUGGCGGUUGAGAUUUUUUCGAGACUUA